This is a messenger RNA of Bubalus bubalis (water buffalo), 3017 nucleotides long. It is a transcript of the gene HJURP, whose product is annotated as Holliday junction recognition protein. Gene Ontology annotation, cellular component: chromosome, centromeric region; nucleus. Gene Ontology annotation, biological process: CENP-A containing chromatin assembly. The coding region runs from base 63 to 2156 and encodes 697 amino acids. The record is from RefSeq and is a predicted model, not a curated record. The transcript has 9 exons. Gene Ontology annotation, molecular function: histone binding. Lineage: Eukaryota; Metazoa; Chordata; Mammalia; Artiodactyla; Bovidae.
GCUACGCGGGCCGAUGUUCCUUGUUCUGCUUCCUGCUGGGGUGGGGCUCUGGUCUGCGCGCCAUGGAGGGCGAGGUCCUGGCGGAGGACGAGCUGCUGCGGAAGCUCCGGGACAGCCGCUGCCGCUUCCAGAGGCGCAUGCAGCAGCUGAUUGAGAAGUACAACCAGCCCUUCGAGGACGGCCCGGUGAUUCAGAUGUCUACGCUGACCUACCAGACGCCCCAGGGAUUGCGAAUUUGGGGUGGAGGACUAGUGGAAAGAAGAAGCACAGGAUACAUGCAGGGCUCUCCGGUGAAGAUGGAUGGCAGGACAGAUGGGUCCGUGCAAGUCCCAGCCGGAGAUCUCGAGCUUCCCUCUUCUGACACACCAGCCGACGAUUCAAAAAGCAGUGAUGCUGAUACACCUUUCUUCCAGGAAGAAGUGAUUGCUGGGAACUUAAUGCCUGCAGUGCCCUGGAGCCCUUCGAAAAAUGAGCUGAGAAGGAAGUACUUGACGCAAGUGGAUAUCCUACUGCAGGAUGAAGGGUGUUUGGAGUAUGCUGGUUACGGAGAGGGAAAGGACACCCAUGUGACCCUGGCCCCAUCAUUGGCCUCGCCCGCCAGACCUGCCCAGGGAUACUGCAAGGACGUCUCUGAAGACAGCCCUGGGGGUCCACUCCAGCCGCCUCCAUCACCCAAGGAGGGUGACGCCUCUCACUCCUGCUCAGCAGGCCAGGCCAUGAUGCCGAGGGGCGACGGCAUCCCCUUACAAGGGACCGGUGGAGGCAGCUUCUCAAGCAGCCCCUGCUCCGAGGCGGAGGAUGUGUGCAACGCGACGCUCAGCGACCUGUACGCGGGCAUGCUGCACUCCAUGAGCCGGCUGCUGGGCGCCAGGCCCUCCUGCAUCAUCUCCACCAAGACGCUCAUCGGCCAGAACUGGAGCUUCAGGCGGAGGCACCCGUGUAAGGGCAGAAUGAACAGAACGAGCUGCCGAGGAGGGGGGCGCUCUCGGCGGAGCCCCCAGGAGAGACGUCCACCCUGCUCCGAGCCCCUGGAGGAUGCAGGGACCUUAAGAGAUCGUGGGAACUUGCCCGAUGUUUCUGCGCCUAAGACGGGUUUAAAAUCAGGAAGGGCUCUUCUCAAAGGAAACAAACCCCAGAUCCAUACAUUCACUCCACCUUGGAAGGAGCUUCAGGGAAUGCCCCAGAAGCAUUCAUCAUUGACUUACUUAGACUCCAAAACGGUGUCUCCUCUUGAUCAGGAAAACAGAUUCGUGACCUUAAAGUGGUUGAUUUCUCCUGUAAAAGUAGCUUCCAGGCCCAGAAUCCUGCGGGGCCAGGCGGGGAGUCGUUUUAAGGAAAUUGAGAUCAAAUUUGACAAGCUUCAUCAGGAGUAUUGCUUGAGUCCUGGGAAGCAGCUCAGCCUGACUUACCCAUCUGGCUCGGCUGUGGAUGUGUACCGAGGUGGUCCCACGAGCCCUGGUAGCCCCCAAGGCUUAGAAGCCCACAGGCUGAGCAGCCCUCUCUGCAAAUCAAAAGCUAAGAGGUUGAGUGAGGCCUCUGAAGGCCUGGGCAGAAGAUCCAUCAGAGUGGGUAGCUGCCUGCCGAAGAGUGAGUCCUUCCUCUCACUUUCAAAGACCAACCCCACCUGCAGCGCGGGCCGCCCAGAGCGGACUGUUGACCUUGUUUAUCCAGAAAGUGAUUCAGGAAAGUUUCAGGAAUCGGUAUCACUCAGCAAAGCCAUUUCAGUACCCAGGGUACAACCUCUAGUCUUUGCCAGGGAUCGCUACGAUGAUAUUAAAGAAAAAUUUGACAAGCUUCAUCGGCAGUAUUGCCAAAAGUCGCCUCAGCAGACACAGGCGCCUUCAGAUAAAGCACGUGCGGGAGUUCGAUAUCAAAAAGAAGGCUUCUCAGUGAAGUUCAACCCAGACUCUGGCUGUUGGGGUCCCCCGAGCCUGUCAUCCUCACCCCAGCAGAGCGUAAAAAGCCCCCUGGCUUCCAACACAGUUGGGGCCCCUCCAUCCAUAGACAUUGCUCUUGCUGCUGGGUCGGGCCAUCAGGUCCCCUCAAAGCGAUGCCGAUUAUCAGACCCUCAGGUGUGCGGAGAGGGGGCCAGACCCUGGAGUUUCUCACCUGUGGGCAGAGCCAUGCCAAGGCCCCGGGAGGAGGUCGACUCUUAAAGCCCAAAUGGGAAGAGAAGAAGGUGACGCUCUCCCUGUAUGGAUGUACCCUUUCCGCCCACAUCUUUACACUGCAACGUCACCUGCGGCCAUAACAAAACACCAGAGACCGGGUCCUUAAACAACAAAACUUUGCUUCUGGAGAUGAAGGCUGAGAUCCAGGAGCCAGCACAGUUGGGCUCUGGGAGGACCCACUUCCUGGCCUGCAGACGGCUUCCUUCUCAUGUCACGUGGAGAGAGAAGGAGCUACCUAGUGUCUUUUAUAAAGGGCACCAAUCUUGUCAUGGGGGCCCCACCCUCAGGACCUCAAUCAAGCCCAGUCACCUCCCAAACCAGCCUCCUACUGGCUUUUCAAGCAUCCUCUUAUGACACUGUUUUUUUAAUUUGCUGUAUUACUGAUUUGGGUAUAUUCUGUUUGCCAAUCUGGUUAUAUGAACCAACCUAGUUUUAUAUCAAUUGCAAGUAACUUCUUCCAACUGUGACUUACUUAACUUUAUGAUAUUUUAUUAUACAGAAGAUAAAUUUAUUUUAACUUUUAUGUUGAUAUGUUAUAUUUUCAUUUUUAGUCAAGAAAUUUUUUUUUUUUUUUGCACUGCAUGGCAUGAGGCUCUUAGUUCCCCAACCAGGGACAGAACAUGAGCUCCCUGCAGUGGAAGCAUGGAGUUUUAAUCACUAAAUCACCAGAGAAGUUCCAGAAGAUAUAUUAUAACUUAGAAAAGUUAAUCCUUUAUUUUUAACUGGUUUCUCUUAUUACUUUAAAAGACAUCCUACUCUACUCUCAGGAUCAAAAUGACUAUAUUGUCUUAAAUUUUUGCUUUCUGAGUUUAGGUCUAUAAACCAUCUGGAGAUGUUUUGCACAGG